Vitrella brassicaformis is the source of this 544-nucleotide messenger RNA. The record is from the annotation of a GenBank genome assembly. NCBI's taxonomy places the organism in Eukaryota, Vitrellaceae.
CUUCUCGCUGAGGAAGCUGUGCGCCGUUUAUGUGCUCACCACGAAGACCACGUUGAGCGACUUGCCCGGCUCCAAGCUGGUGCCGUCAGCUGCGUUGAGUGGCGGUGACUUCCGACACACCAAGGGGAGCAUGAGGCGCAGGUAAGGACCCACCACCUUGCCCGCCUUGGAGUCGAGUUUCUUCGAGGCGGGAGCCGCCUCCGAGAGGUACCCAACACCGAAGUUGGGCGUGCAAGUCGCUUGAAUGUCAUCCUCGUUCAGCUCAGUCAGGCACAGGUCCUCCUCGUGAGGCACAGGCCCAACGCCUUCCACCGGCAUCGCUACAGGAAGCCCUGAACACGCAAAAACACACACCCACACACCAAUUGCCACGCACACACACAGUCAAGAAGCCGACGCUUCUCUCUGUUGCUGAUCUACCUAGGAGCUCGUCCCCUCACCACAAGGUCGUCGUACGUAUUGCCGACGACGAGGUGCGCCCGAGGCGGCGGCUUACCCAAUAAUACAACUCGGGGAUAGUUCAAUCGCGAGCUGGAAACAGUAG